Messenger RNA from Drosophila yakuba, 2262 nucleotides. RefSeq names its product RING finger protein 37. The transcript has 2 exons. Gene Ontology annotation, biological process: protein polyubiquitination. NCBI's taxonomy places the organism in Eukaryota, Metazoa, Arthropoda, Insecta, Diptera, Drosophilidae. The coding region runs from base 382 to 1842 and encodes 486 amino acids. The record is from RefSeq and is a predicted model, not a curated record. Gene Ontology annotation, cellular component: nucleus. Gene Ontology annotation, molecular function: ubiquitin protein ligase binding; ubiquitin-ubiquitin ligase activity.
CUCCGCCGUGCAGUCCGCCUGGUCCCACCACCUGCGCGCGGGCAUGGUCACACUGCACAAGCGAGUGAUUUAUAAAUAUUCGAAGAGGCAGGGCGAUAAUUAUAAUUGAAGCAGCGUUGUGAGAUGCCAGCCGAAGUCCAGGCCAGGCUGUGAGUGUUCAGGAUCGGCUGAGAGCAGGAAGCGCACCCUCUGCGGGAUUAGCAACGGCUUACCAGCCAGGAUUACCAGCCUCCGAAGGCAGGGGCAACAACAAAAGACUCCCGAGAAGUGACGCCAUUUUCAUUGCGAAUAAAGAGCAGGUGGGGCAGACAAUAGAUAUACCCCUUAAAGAGCCCACAUAACACACGCUGAGUGUAUAGAGCAGCACAUAGGCCAUUCACGAUGAGCAGCCUGAUCAACUUCCUCAAUCCGAAGCUGAAGCCCUCCGUGGAGAGCGACGCCGUCUGCGAGGAUGGGUACACUGCAGCCAAUCUGGUGGCCGACGACAUCGAGCAGCUGGAGCGUGGAUUCAUGUGUUUCGCCGUCUGCAAGCCGCCCAUUGAGAUCGUCUUCGACUUCCCCAAGGCGGUGGACAUGAAGGUCAUCAAACUUUGGCCCUCCUGUGGUGCCCUACGAUCCACUGCCUUCGAAUUGCACGGACGACACGACGGCAUUUGGGAACGGGUGGCCUUUGUGCGCGAUCUGGGGCGUGGCGUGGAUUCGGUGACCUUCUGCUACCAGAGCGACUACAACUCGCGGAGCAGCUCCAACUCGGAGCAGAGCGAGAAGGUGUUCUUCUUCAAGUCCGCCCACAAGAUCCUGGCCAGCACGAACAGCGUCAAGGUGGUAAUACGGGCCACGGAGCGGUGUCCUCCGGUCCUGAGGAAAGUUCAGAUGUGGGGACUGCCCGCCCGUUCCCUGGACAAAGCCGAUCGGGAGCUGGUGAAGACCAUCUGGAGCGAGAUUAGCGAUCCCUACGGCCAGAGGGACGCGGCCCAGACGCCCACCGGGCAGAGAUCACCACCGCGAAAUGUUCCAGAGCUCAGGGAGCAGUCGACGCUCUCCAUUCCUGAGGAGUUCCUCGACUCCAUCACUUGGGAGCUCAUGAUCUUUCCCACCGUGCUGCCGUCUGGAAAAGUGGUGGACCAGUCCACCAUCGACAAGCACGCCGAGGAGGAGGCCAAGUGGGGUCGCCAGCCCUCGGAUCCAUUCACAGGCCUGGAGUUCAAUGCGCAACGCAAGGCGAUUCUCAAUCUGGCGCUAAAGGCGCGCAUCGAGAAGUUCCUCAUGGAGAAUUCGGAGCACUUCAAGGCGGUGCCCCGCUCGCUGGGCACCUCACGCCAGCGUCGUCGUCACGCCUCGCAGUUCGCCAGCAGCACCUGCCAGCCGGGACAGAUAAGUCCGGCUGCGGGAACCUAUUCGGCACUAAGCAGCGCCUACAAGCAGCAGCAGCGCAAGAGCAGGGCCACUGCCACGGCCACAUCCUCAUCGGCGGCAUCCUUCGUGGGAUCGCCGCACUCGCCGCCGGCGGCCAAGAGAGCAAGGCACAGCCAUCACGGUAGCGCCUGUGCCACGGUGACCUCGACCACAACCUCCAUCGAGCAGGCCAUCCAACAGGCGCUGCAGAAGGUGACGCGGUUUAGCCAGUUGGCAACGAACUCCAGCGCAGGCUCGGGAUCAUCAAGUGCUCCACCCGCCAGCUGCAUCAACUGCCGGAGCGCGCAGUUCGGCUACGAGAUACGCACCUGCCGCCAUCUGGUCUGCCGGGAGUGCCUGGUGCUGCUCUCGCAGGAUCAGCAGUGCGUGUGCAAAGUAUUCUUCCGCUGCGCCGACGUGGAGCGCUACCACAAGCUGGAUCCUUAAGAGCUUCCUCGUACUUUUCGCCAUCGACCACCUGCCGUCGAUUGCCGCAAUAAGUUUGGUUUCCCCCACCCCGUUUGGUUCAGUUUGUAAGCCAGUCAAUCGCUUUAGCCCCUAGGCCUCGUCUACGUUAGUUUAUAGUCAUAUCAGAACAGAGCAGAGCAGAGUCGGUCUGGUCGCAGAAUCGCAAAUCGCAGUUAAGCCAAAUGUGUACACGCGCGAGUCUUUCCCGAUUCGGCAGUAUGUAUCAGUAUCAGGUCACGUUUAGUCAUAGAGCAGAUUACGGAUUACCGAUUAGCAAUAGAGAGUGCGCGCCUAGUUUUUGUAGACACUUUAUAUACAGUCCCCAAAAGACAGGAUCGUUCAGCGCGAGUUUAUAUAUUCAUACCAAUUCUACCUAGAAUAAAGUACAAUAAAACCUAA